ACACGAGCUGCACCACAAAACCCGACAUGUUAAGACACGAAACAGUUAUAUCUUGGUGAAGAAGUUAAGUCCUCUAGAAGCGUUGCCGAGCGAAACUAGAACAUGAUGGACAAGUCCUUAAGAUGCAGCAACAAACUCAGCAUCAACCAGAACCGGAUUCUUAUUCCCCUGGAGCCUUUGAAGGACAACCAAAGUAUGGAUCCUAAGGAGAGGACGUUUCUGGAGGCCGCCGAGCGAGGUGACAAACACACCAUGAUUCGUUGUCUUCAGCUACCUCACCCUGUAAAUGUCAACUGCACCAACAUCCUGGGCCGUAGCGCUAUCCAAAUCGCCGUGGACAACGAAAACGUGGAGAUUGUGGAGCUUCUUCUGCAGCAAGAACACGUACAGAUUGGAGAUGCUCUGCUAUAUGCAAUCCGCGAGGGCGUUUACAAGAUCGUAGAAAUGUUGAUUAACCAUCCCAGCAUCACGGCGGGCAUGUUAGCCAGCGAUUGGGCAAAGAGUCGACAACAGGGCGAUGAAAGCCCAGACUACAGCCCCGAUAUCUCGCCCGUUAUCCUAGCUGCACACUGCAACCAGUUCGAGAUCUUGCAACUCCUACUCUCUCGUGGAGCGAUGAUCGACAACCCGCACUUGCUAUCCUGUUGCUGCCAAAAAUGUCAAGAGGGGAUGCAUACGGACAGUCUACGUUACUCCCUCCGGAAGAUCCACACCUACCGGGCCUUGGCCAGUCCAGCCUGGAUCUCAUUGACCAGCGAUGACCCUAUUCUCACUGCUUUCGAGCUGUCAUGGGAGCUUGGACACCUAGCUAUGCGGGAAAACGAAUUUAAAGAUAUCUACCUGGAACUGAGUAAUCAAUGUAAACGCUAUUCGUGCGACCUCCUGGAUCUCUGUAGGAGCACAGAGGAAGUUAUCGCUGUCCUCAACAAACAAUCUAACUCCGACGACGAAGAUGAUGAUGAUGAAGAUAGAGAAAAAUUAACUCUUGCUCGUCUAAAACUGGCAUUAAAAUAUGAACAAAAACAGUUUGUAGCUCACCCCAACUGUCAGCAGCUGCUGACGUCCAUAUGGUACGAAGGUAUACCUGUCUGGCGACGUUGGAACGGGAUUAUGAAGCUAGUAAUGUGUUCUGGACUUAUAGCUUGCAUGCCAGUCAUUACCCUUUAUUAUCUAACCCUACCCAGGUCCAAAUUAGGCCAAGUUCUCCGGUCUCCAUUCAUGAAGUUCAUUUACCACAGUGCCUCCUUUGGGUUUUUUCUUCUUUUGCUGGUACUUGCUUCUACAAGGUUGGAGGGGUCCGAACGAUCAAGGCAGAACAUCCGGGGGCCUCCACCCUCUUUGGUGGAGUGGUUGGUUUUCUUCUGGGUCACAGGGAUGGUGUGGUCAGAGUGUAAGCAACUGUGGGAAGAGGGAAUCAAGGCCUAUGUCCGACAGUGGUGGAACUGGUUAGACUUCAUCAUGUUGUCCCUCUACUUGGCCACUUUCUCCCUCAAAGCUGUGGCAUUCUUUCAGAUCCAGAGCGACCGUUACGGUCCUAGGGUCCUUGAGCGCACCCGCUGGCCCAACAAUGACCCCACACUUAUUGCCGAAGGCGUGUUUGCCGUGGCUAACGUCUUCAGCUUCGCACGAGUCAUCUACUUAUUCCAGACCAAUCCGCACCUGGGACCCCUCCAGAUCUCCCUCGGCUGUAUGAUCAUCGACAUCGCGAAGUUUCUCUUCAUCUUCUUCCUCGUCCUGACGUCGUUCGCAUGUGGCCUAAAUCAGCUGUACUGGUACUACGACACAGAGUUUUGUGAAACGAGGGUUUCUGGGACGGAAAACGCUACUGUUAACUGCUACCGCGACACAGAUGCUUUUAUCACAUGUUCCUGUGCUCUAUACAACAUUUUGUAGAGGUUCAAACCCCUGCCAGUACCCUAAAAGAAUGUAUAUAUUACCGAGUUGAG
Molecule: messenger RNA, 1946 nt
Organism: Limulus polyphemus (Atlantic horseshoe crab)
Lineage: Eukaryota; Metazoa; Arthropoda; Merostomata; Xiphosura; Limulidae
Product: transient-receptor-potential-like protein
Exons: 6
Coding region: 103-1893 (596 amino acids)
Biological process (GO): manganese ion transport; regulation of cytosolic calcium ion concentration; calcium ion transmembrane transport
Cellular component (GO): membrane; cation channel complex
Molecular function (GO): store-operated calcium channel activity; inositol 1,4,5 trisphosphate binding; protein binding
Source: RefSeq, a predicted model, not a curated record